Messenger RNA from Peniophora sp. CBMAI 1063, 2217 nucleotides. The record is from the annotation of a GenBank genome assembly. NCBI's taxonomy places the organism in Eukaryota, Fungi, Basidiomycota, Agaricomycetes, Russulales, Peniophoraceae.
AUGGACCCGACCAAGAAGCGCCUAUCCGCGUUCUUCGACACAAAUGACGAGGAAUCUCCCGCUUCAAAGAAUGUCGUAGACUCCGAUAAGAUGAACGUGUUCGCACACGGCACCGUCAAGAAGUCUAAGCGCGAGAAGGAAAAGGAGGCAGAGGAAAAGAAACAAAGAGAGGAGGAGGAAUAUGCAAAGAAGGCCUAUGCAGAGUUCGUCGAGGCGUUCGAGGGCGAAGACACGGAUCGCAGCAGGCCGCGCAACGCUUUUGUGCGCUCGUCCAAAGAAGAGGGUCGAACAUACGCCCCGUCUGCGCCGCGAGCGCAAGCCUCCAGAACCAUGCGUGCGUUCGAAAAAUCCAGGUCUCCGUCUCCGGUAGGUCCUGCUAGGCCAAAGGGCAAGCGUGCCAUGGAUGCAUUCCUGGAAGAGAUCAAGAGGGAACAAGCCGACCGGGAAGCGCGAUUUGCGCGUGGAAGCGGAGGGCGAGAGCGCAGUUCGGCAACUUCGAUGGCAGCAUACGAAGGCCAAAGUGGCAGCAAAGAUCGUGGCGAUGCCGAGACCUCAAACGUCUUCGUCUCAAACUUGCCUAGCAGCGUGACUGAGCAGAGCCUCGGCAUGUACUUCGCGCGGGCUGGACCUGUCGGUUCUGUCAAGAUCAUGUGGCCACGGACAGAUGGCACACAAGGACCAGGCGCAGAUCUGACGAGCUCGCGUAGGGCCAAAGGCGCUGGCCUGAGUGGCUUUGUGUCAUUCAUGAAACGCAAAGGUGCCGAGAAAGCCCUACAAGACUUUGAUGGAUGCGAAUGGGAAGGCUCUGUUCUUCGUGUUGGUUGGAGUAAGGCCGUCCCGGUUGCCCCUUACGCGAAAUACUCGCUAGAACGAGCACCAGGCUCCUCCCAUAUCGGCGGGCCGGGCCGCUCUCCCUCGCACUCUCCUUCGCCACCUCGACGGUCAUCCAGACGUUCGCGUAGUCCUCCACACCGCGCUCGUGGACAUAGCAGGUCUCGUUCGCCCCGAGGCUACCGGUCGGACAGCCGUUCUCGCCACGACAGACGUGAUAGAUCUCCACUGACAGAUGAUGACGAAACCUCCGCCGGCUACAUCCGUACGGUGGCCAGCGAGGUUCGCGGGCACGGCGACAAAUACGAAGAGAGCUUGCGCGAACGCGAAAAGACCAACUCGCGCUAUGGUUUCCUGACCGACUCUCGGCACCGUAAGCAUCGGUUCUACAAGUCGCUUCUGGAUCGCGAGCGCGGCAUUGAGCCAGACUUUGUGGAUGAGGGGUACAACAGCAUCUAUUCGACUGAUUCGGCCGAAGAGUCGGAGCGAGAACAUAUGCGCAGAUCAAAGCUAGGUCGACUUGCCCGCAGGCGCUUCGAGGCGAUGCUUCGAGCACUGACUGGGACUCGCGAGGAGAUUGCACGGUGCAUGGCUUUCAGCCUUGAGCACGCGGAAGCUGCGAAUGAAGUCGCCGACAUCAUCAUCGCGUCGUUGGUUGUAGAUGGCACACCGGUGCCGCGGAAGAUCGCUCGUCUAUACCUCAUCUGCGAUAUCUUGCACAACAGCGCCGCGCCGCUGCCGAUGGCCUGGAAGUUCCGUCAAGAGUUCCAGAGCCGGCUUGGCUUGGUCUUCGAUCAUCUAAGCACCAUCUAUCACUCAUUCCCUGGGCGCAUCACCGCGCAGACGUUCAAGGCGCAAGUCACUUCAGUUGUCGAUAUAUGGGACGAUUGGAUUGUGUUCCCUCCGGACUUCACGGCUGAGUUAAGGCAACGUCUGGAGGGUCAAGAGAUAGCACUCGAGCAGACGGAGGAGCCUGCCGUCUCAGAGGCCGAAGUUCCUGUUCCAGUUGUGUCGAGGUUCAAGACGAGCGCCUUCAAGCCUGCCGAAGAUAUGGCGGCGGAGACGCCCGUCGCCUCGGCUGCGAGCGCGCCGGUGGAGAAUGAUGAUGAUGGCGAGGCGAUGGAGCUGGAUAGCGAAGCCGACGGCGAGCCUCUCCCCGAUGAUCUCGAUGGAGCCCCGCUUAACGAGGUCGACGGCGAACCGAUGUCUUCAGCGGCGGUGGACGUCGAUGGCGAACCUCUGGCUCUUGAUGGAGAGCCGCUCGAUUUUGACGCCGAACCGAUGGAUGACCUGGAUGGCACCCCCUUCAACGAUGUGGAUGGUGCACCCAUGGAGGAUGUGGAUGGAGAGCCCAUGGGUGAUCUAGACGGAGAGCCGAUGUCUUGA